GGCGCGGGACCCGCCCUCCCCGGAGCGCCGAGCUCCAAGCUCCACCCGCGCCUGGUCCCAGCGCCCGCGGCGCCGCGUCCCCGGCCCAGCCAUGGCGUCCUCCGCGGCCGGCUGCGUGGUGAUCGUCGGCAGUGGAGUCAUUGGGCGAAGCUGGGCCAUGCUGUUUGCCAGUGGAGGCUUCCAGGUGAAACUCUAUGACAUUGAGCAACAGCAGAUAAGGAAUGCCCUGGAGAACAUCAGAAAGGAGAUGAAGUUGCUGGAGCAGGCAGGUGCUCUGAAAGGCUCCCUGAGUGCCGAAGAGCAACUGUCCCUCAUCAGUGGCUGCCCCAAUAUCCAAGAAGCAGUAGAGGGCGCCAUGCACAUUCAGGAGUGUGUUCCAGAAGACCUAGAACUGAAGAAGAAGAUUUUUGCUCAGUUAGAUUCCAUCGUGGAUGAUCGAGUGAUCUUAAGCAGUUCCACUUCUUGUCUCAUGCCUUCCAAGCUGUUUGCUGGCUUGGUCCAUGUAAAGCAAUGCAUCGUGGCUCAUCCUGUGAAUCCGCCGUACUACAUCCCGCUGGUUGAGCUGGUCCCCCACCCGGAGACGGCCCCUACGACGGUGGACAGAACCCACGCCCUGAUGAAGAAGAUUGGACAGUGCCCCAUGCGAGUCCAGAAGGAGGUGGCCGGCUUUGUUCUGAACCGCCUGCAGUAUGCAAUCAUCAGCGAGGCCUGGCGGCUGGUGGAGGAAGGAAUCGUGUCUCCUAGCGACCUGGACCUUGUCAUGUCAGAAGGAUUGGGCAUGCGAUAUGCGUUCAUUGGACCCCUGGAAACCAUGCAUCUCAAUGCAGAAGAGACAGUAGGAUAUAUAGGAGAUGAUGGCCAGCCCUGGUGUUUCACAGACGAGGCAGGGAUGCGAAACGCUGUGCACUGAGAUGUCAGUCCGUGCAGAGUGCGUGCACCGCAGGGCUCCGUGUGGUGCGUUCUGUUCUUCUGCUCGAAAGAAGAGAGGUGGGUGAUGUCACGGAAACUCCGCUGCGUGUCACCCAGCCUGGCAGAAGGGAAAGUGGUAGUUUCCUGAGGAAGAUGAUGACAUUAUUUCCAGAGGCAAGAAGAAAAAACAGGAGGCUGACUUAACCCUUAACCCGCAGGGACCUCUGCUGGAUGUAUCUUCUGCCCAAAUAUGAGCGAGGUUUUCUUCUAGAAGGCUAGGGGGCCCACAGUGAGGGCUUCCACAGGCUGGGAGCUGGGGAGGGGCCUGUGGGUGGGGCAGACCAGACACUGGCCAGAUGCCGCCUCCAGAAGGCUUGGGGGGAAUUAGGUCUGAGCCCAUUAUCUGUGAUCUGGUAACUCGAAAGGAAAGACGACUUGAGAAGGACAAGAAGCUUCCGAGAGUGAAACUCUGUCAACCAGAUUUUAAUUGAUCCAAAAAGAAGAUGUCAUUUGAUAACCAAUAAAACUUAUAGCACAUUAAAACGAAGUAAAUUUUAAAAACUAUGUAUAAAAUCUGGAGAGAGAUGUAACCUAGAUGUUAUUAUUGCCAGCUAUCUCUUGGUACUGAGAUUGUAAGUAACUGUUAGUAUCUUUUUGCUUGUCUGUGUUAUACAUUUCUACAGCUACUAUAGAUUAAUAGUAAUAUUACUAACUUGGAAAACGUAUAGAAAGAUAAAAGAACUAUUGUAUGCAGCUCCAUGGUCUGCAUUUAACAAAGGAUACUGAGAAGCUGGGGCUUAUCUAGAAAAAAGUGACCAGCUCUCUUGUAUGUCUCUCGGUCUGUAUCUUUUGUGGGGUGGAAGUGGAGUGAAAGACUGGAAAUGGCAAGCAGACAGACAGGUUUGGGCUCAGUACAUGGCAGGAAGAACUUUCUAGUAACAGGAGCUGAUGUCCAGGAAAGGUCCAUGCUUUAAGUGGGUAACUGAGCAGGGGGCUUGGUUGCCUGCCUGUGGGAGGUUUAGAAGUUGAGAGGAAGCUCCCUCCAUGAGAGGGGAGGUUAAGAGGUUGUGACCUCUCUCCGUCUGUUUGACUUCAGUUCUAUAGUUUCAGUAUUACAUUUUGGUAAUAGUUCAGUCAAUUUUCACAGUAGUUAAUGAAAUGUGCUGUCUGAUGAAUAAUUCAAGGCAGCUUUACUAGACCUGUUCCUGCACAUAGCAGGUGCACAGAUGAUUUCUGAAGUGGAUGGGCCGCGUGUCCUCUGCUUCAGUCCUGAUCAGAAUCAAGCUAAGAGGAGCUAAGAGGAGCGGAGGGAAGAGGGGAAUCUGCUCCAGCACUUGUGUGUUAGUUUUAUGGGAAGAUAACCACUGAAGAGAGGAAGAUAAUGUAGAGAAAGACGGCCUCAUGCAAUGAAACAAGAGUCUUGUUGUAUUAUUAACACAAAGUCUUAGAUCAUUUCAAACGGUGUUUUCAACCAGAACCUCAAAACUUGUGAGCGUAUGUAAGCAUUGGAAAUGUAUUUAGAUUUGUAUAUAUAUUUAAGCAUUUGAAAUGUAUAGAAAUUUAUACAUUUGAAAUGUAUAUAGACGCUGCCUGAUAACCACGGUGUUUUUCUUUCUUCUUUUUUCUUCUUGAGAAAAAUAAGAUAAUUGAGGUGUCAUAAUAAAUAGAUAGGGACAGAACUGAGAACAGCUUUGACUUUCAAACAAAUAGAAACAGAAGCCAAUGAAACCAGAAACUCAAGAAUCAAAUAGAGUGGCAGACAGGAAGGAGGCCCAUAACAAUUUUUCAAACAAAGCAGAUAUGAUAAGAAAACCUAAUUGGCUUCAUAUGAUAAUGGUGGACGGAUGUAGCUUUCAACUUCAGAGCAUUCCAAAGACCAGAGUUGGAGAGUUAUAAGAUCUGGCCGGGAACCCAUGGAGAUGUUCAUCAUUCUUCCCUGUGUCACCCAGAAUAUAUCAAGAUUGGAGUUGGGAGAAUUUUUCUUCUCUUCUGAUACUGUUUUCAUAAAGCCAGCAUCUCAGGUUAAGGAUAGUUAUUAGCCUGAAAAGCUACCAUUUAUCUAGAACUAGUGCAAAUAUUUUAGGAUUUAUUUUUAAUCUAAUGAAAUAGUGUCUGAGAAACAGGAGGCCAGCGCGCCAUUGCCUUUUGGCUCCUUUUACAAACAACACCCUUGAAGGACGCGCCCUCAGAAUGGUGGUUCUGGCCUGUGGAGCCAGUGGGCCAACUCCUUACCCUGGCUUUCCAGCCUACUGGCUGUAUAACCUUGGGCAAGUGACUUAAGUUCACUGCGUCUCAGUUUCCCCAUCUGUGAAAUGGGGACAACAGUAACUGCUUCCUCAGGGUGGUGUGAGAAUCGAACCAGAUGGAAGCUCUUAGCUGGAUUGCUGGCACCUAUUAAGUCCUUAAUAAAUGUUGUAUUCAAACAGA
This is a messenger RNA of Macaca mulatta (Rhesus monkey), 3336 nucleotides long. Lineage: Eukaryota; Metazoa; Chordata; Mammalia; Primates; Cercopithecidae. The record is from RefSeq and is a predicted model, not a curated record.